AUGUCGCAUAAUUUUAUAUCUAAAGUAACUGAAGCGCUUGGACAAUUACUUGUAACAGAAACGGAUUAUAAUGUUAUUGUUCACAUUGGAAAAGAACCUAAUUCAAAAGAAUUUCAUGCGCAUUCUAUUAUCUUACGCUGUAGGUCCGAAUAUUUCAAUAACCUGUUUUCUACAAAAAAUAUUGAAGAAAGUGAUGGAAAAUAUAUAAUUAAGAGACCAAAUAUUUCUCCUCAAGCUUUUGACAUUAUUCUUAAGUACUUUUAUACCGGUAAAAUUAACAUUACUAACGAAACUGGAACCGAACUUUUAGAUCUUAUGAUUGCUUCUGAUGAAUGUAUGUUGGAAAAAUUAUCUAAACUUACCGAAGACUUUAUUGUUAAAGAACAACAACAAUUUUUGCAAAAUGACCCAGUCGGAAUUCUUCAAAUUAUUUAUUGUCGUAAAACAUUUGUUGAGUUGCAAAAAUAUUGUUUGGAUAGAAUCUGUUCUGAUUCAAAUAAUUUAUUCGAAUCUGAUAAAUUCACUCAAUUACCUGCUCCUUUAUUGGAAAUUAUUUUAAAGCGUGAUGACUUGAAAUUAGAAGAAAUUGAAAUUUGGGAUAAUUUAAUCAAAUGGGGAUUGGCGCAAGAACAAACUCUUAAUAAAAACGUCACUAGAUGGAACCAAAAUGAUAUUAAUACCUUUAAAAAGAUUCUUGACAAAUUUAUUCCUUUAAUUAGAUUUUACGAUAUAUCCGCUAGAGAUUACUUCAAUAAAGUUAAACCCUACGAAGAAAUUUUACCUAAAGAAUUAAGAGAUGAUAUUUUAAAAUCUUAUAUGAUUUCUGAAUACAAACCUAUAUAUACGCCAAGACAUCUUUAUAUUGACUCCAUUAUGAUCAAUCGGAAACAGCUUACAAUUUUUGCAAAUUGGAUUGAUAAAAUGAAAGAAAACGUCACAUAUAUUAAUGAUAUUCCUUAUAAAUUUAAUCUUUUAUAUAGAGCUAGCAGAGAUGGAAAUACAGCUGCAGCAUUUCACGCUAAAUGUGAUGAUAAAGGAGCUACUAUAGUUGUAGUAAAAAUUACUAAUUCAGAACAAAUAGUUGGAGGAUAUAAUCCACUUAAAUGGGAUUCAAGUAAUAGUAGAAAGCAAACAAAUGAUAGUUUUAUUUUUUCAUUUUCAUAUAGAAGUAACCUUCAGACUGCAAAUGUAGUUUACAGUCAAAAUAAUGAUCAUUCUAUUCAAUGUUAUUCAUAUUGUGGUCCAGUAUUUGGUUUAAAUGAUUUAUAUAUAAAUUAUGAUGAUGAUCCUUACAAUUGGUACCAUGAUGGAUCAUCAUCUUAUCCUACAAUUAACAUACCGAACUGUACAAAUGUAGAUGAUUAUGAAGUAUUUCAGGUUAUUAAAAUAUAA
Rhizophagus irregularis DAOM 181602=DAOM 197198 is the source of this 1392-nucleotide messenger RNA. Lineage: Eukaryota; Fungi; Glomeromycota; Glomeromycetes; Glomerales; Glomeraceae. The record is from RefSeq and is a predicted model, not a curated record.